GCAAAUUUGAACGUCUUUAGGCAAAGGGACGUACACGCCUUGAGCUCUCUAAAUUGCAUCGAUUAAAACGAGCCUGAAAGUAUGAGGGUGUGUUUAAUUCGACUUCCUACAUAAAUAAUAUGAGCCUUUUUUCACAGUGAAUUCCGGAACGAUGACUAUCGCAGCAGCGUCGGGCUUGUGAUACGCUGGCGUUCGACGAGAGCAACCGAUAGCUUCGCUCCUACUUUUAAGUUUAAUCGCCUACCCUGGCUAACCGAACCCAUACAUCAGGCAUGACUGCGUCUUUCAUGGUCGUCUCCGUCCUGCUAUUUGUCUUCGUUCCCGAGUCGUUUGCAGACCUCCGAUUACUAUGGCGCAGCACUGAACACGCUUCCGCUGAAUCCCCUGACCAAGAGGACCUCAUCAUGUGGGCCUCAAAGCAACAGGGCCUCAACCGGUGUGCUGGCCUCAUCCUCUACGAUACUCAAGGUGGUGCCUCGGCGGCCUCACACAUCAGUGAGGCCAACGUCUUCCCUCAGGGGACGAUGAUCGUGGACGCCGCAAAGAUCAGCGCUGUGCAGGCCCUUCAUUACGUGGCUUUGGGCAGCUUGGGCGGGUCCUGCUCGUCGGUGUUGCUGCUCCUGACGAGCGUCUCCUGGAGGGCGAUGUUGGACGCAAGUGGCGCCGCGCGAACACUCGCUGACUCAUGGGCGCGCAAUCGGCGUGUCUUCGCCGUCAUGCAGGCUGCCACGCUCUCUAAGCAAGCAAUGUCGGACCAGGCAUCGAAUAACGAGCGAGACUUGCUUCUACACUCGGUUCUUCGCAAAAGCGUCCAACUCGUGCUGUGUUCGUAUGAUCCUCACAACAACCUCUGGCGGCUGUUCCGGUCAGUUCUGUACCGAGGCCCGCAUCGACACACCUCAGCCCUCAUUGCCACCUAUCACCGGGAUGCGGGUGUGCGCUGGACACAGGGCUCAGAGUUGUUCUCUGAUCGUCGGUUCCAGGACUUCGAAGGCUACAAGUUCACCAUCGCUGCUCUGCCGUAUUCGCCGUUCAUCAUCGAAGCGAACGGCGCCUACGCCGGGCCUGGCAAAUACUCCGGCCUCGAAGUGAGGCUCAUCGACACGCUCGCCAGCGUCGCCAAUUUCACGUACGAAUACAAGGCGCCCUCUGACGGCGAGUGGGGCAGACUCUCGCCCAACGGAUCGUGGUCAGGCAUGAUUGGUCUGGUAGACCGCCAGGAGGCGGACUGGGCGGUGAGCGACAUCACCUUCUCCCCUGAGCGCGCUGGCUACGUCACCUUCAGCAGCACCUUCGUGUACGACGCGUCCGAGCUCCUCACACCGAGGGCGCUGCCCCUGCCGCUCUUCUUAGGACCAGUCAAGCCCUUCACGCUGGUGGUGUGGGUGGCGGUGGCUGCGGCCAUUGCGCUCUCAGGACCUCUGCUGUACAUCAUCGUCAGGACCUCCCCAGCUCACGACCACGACGCCUGGUUCCUGACCCCAGCACACGCUGUCAUGUACACGCUGCAACCUGUCUUUAACCACGGCUGCCACAAGGACUUGUCUGGCAACAGCAGUCGCGUGUUCGCCCUCUUCUGGCUGCUCUCAGCCAUGAUCAUCAGCAUCCUGUACUCCUCAUCCCUGACAGCCUUCCUCAUCCUACCGGGAUACACCAAGCCCAUCAUGAACCUCGAGCAGCUUGUUAAUUCACACAUCGGAUGGGGAAAAGUGAAUUUCGGCGGCGUCCAGAACGCGCUGCUGGAACAGACCAAGGAUCCCGUCCUGAUCAGACUGAGGGAGGGCGUACAGUGGUACAGGUCCUUGGACAGCAUCCUGAAGGAGGUGGUGGCUGGUAAACUGGCUACAUGGGACAACCGCAUCACGACGCGCCUGGAGAUUGCCGUGCAUUUCACCGACAAGUCCGGCCAGCCACUCGUGACUCUCACGGGCUUCGAGCUCCUGCAGGAACGCAUUGCUUGGCCGAUGACGCGACUCGCCCCCUUCAAAUGCAGGUUUGAUGAACUCAUUCAGCGAGCGCGACAAGCAGGCUUGGUGGAGAAGUGGCUCAGGCACGUGAUCUCAGAGCAACAGGUCCAGGCAAAGCAGGAGCAGAACAGUCAGCUGCAGACGGCAGGUAACGAAGGAGGCGGUGAAGCAGGAGGCGUCGUCGUGCUCAGCCUCGACCACUUUCAGGGCGUCUUUCUCGUCCUCGUCUUCGGCUGCUUCGUCGGGGGUUUCGCAUUCGUCGGCGAGUUGGUUUUUCACAGAACAGGAGAGGGCGCCAUCAUCAACAUCUUUCAGUGUCCCGCGUACCACGGCAUGGGAUAUGCUCGUCAUCGACGCGGAUGAACUUCAGGAGACCAUCGAAAUAUCGCGCGCUAUAUGAAACUUGAGAUUAUGGAUAUACUACGAUGACCUGGCACUACAAUGCCUGGCUUCAAAAUCAUGUUGGAAUGUCAGCUGCGAUCAUGGAUAUUACUCAAUUUUCUUAAUAUCCACGUGGAUCAGUACUGGAAAACAUUCAGAUUAGCAUAAUUUAUGAAAAGCUAACCCACACUGCAGCUUCUUGGUCAAACCAGUGAACAGCUGGCACAGUCAUUACGUUAGUUAUCGAUUUAACUAAACUGCCAGCCAAUGAAGGAGUCAGGUGCGUCUAACCUGCGCUCAGCGGACUGCAAACGACCCUACUAUGAAACCGGACCUUGAUUUUGGCAUCAUCGCCGUCAUGAAUUGGUGAUACUCUUAAAAUUCGUCUUCUACUUACACAUUUUCUCUCAUCAAUUGAACAAAGGAGCCUAAAACAAUCUUGUAAAAAAUGAAGUCCAGCUGUUCGCCUCUCUGACAAUAUCGUAACUCCAACAGUAACGUACGGAAUGGAACCCGAAUGACGAAAACAGUUCAUACUGAAAAUAUUUAAUGAACUUUACUCACAAUUGACGCUACAAAUAAUUGAGUAAAUAACUCGCAACGCAUCACCAAUUGUU
Hyalella azteca is the source of this 2965-nucleotide messenger RNA. Its product is annotated as glutamate receptor ionotropic, delta-1-like. The transcript has 16 exons. Gene Ontology annotation, cellular component: membrane. The record is from RefSeq and is a predicted model, not a curated record. Gene Ontology annotation, molecular function: glutamate-gated receptor activity. The coding region runs from base 273 to 2330 and encodes 685 amino acids. NCBI's taxonomy places the organism in Eukaryota, Metazoa, Arthropoda, Malacostraca, Amphipoda, Hyalellidae.